This is a messenger RNA of Schistocerca cancellata (South American locust), 705 nucleotides long. Its product is annotated as serine/threonine-protein phosphatase 2A 65 kDa regulatory subunit A alpha isoform-like. Gene Ontology annotation, biological process: protein dephosphorylation. The transcript is spliced from 6 exons. NCBI's taxonomy places the organism in Eukaryota, Metazoa, Arthropoda, Insecta, Orthoptera, Acrididae. Gene Ontology annotation, molecular function: protein phosphatase regulator activity. The coding region runs from base 1 to 705 and encodes 234 amino acids. The record is from RefSeq and is a predicted model, not a curated record. Gene Ontology annotation, cellular component: cytoplasm; protein phosphatase type 2A complex.
AUGCCCAAUAGGCGAAGGCGUAGAGAUGAGGACGCUGAUGAAGAACUGAUGUGUGUCCAGGAAGUGAGCGACGGCGAGUCGGAGAGUACUCUGGAGUACACCUCAGCAACAGAGGAGUCAGAUGUGUGUGACACAGCGCAGUGCUGGAAGAGGGAGACAACUCCAACAAUAUUUCGUGAAUACUUCGAAGAUCGAUUCGUCUCCCUCUUGAGUAUACUGGCAGCAGAAGAAUCAAUUAAGUCUAGAAUUUUAGCACGCGCGCUCCUGUGUAAGUGCUAUGCGGGACUUUCGCAGGCUGGAAAAGCCUUCGUGCGCCAAGUAUAUUAUCGUCUGUGCAUGGAUGAAACUGUUGCCGUGAGGGAAAAUGCAGCCAGAAAACUGCAUGAGUUUGCAAAAGUGGUGGAUUUAAACCACUUUGAAGUCGAUAUUAUACCCCUAUUUCAUAUACUGCAGAAGGACGAAGAGAUAAUAAUACGUCUGGGAGCUGCUGAAUCGUUGGUGAAUAUUUUGAUGUACCAGCGCGUUUCUGACGAACUCUGCAAGGAGCUGCUUUCAGAGUUGCAGAAGUAUAUUAAUGAUCCGUCUUCGAGUGUUCGUUACCUGAUCGUCAUCAAAAUUGUCGAGGUUUUAAGAGGUCUACAGGAAGGCACGUUGAAGUCAGAUCUUCUCCAAAUACAUCACGAUUUACUGAAGAAUCUGACAUAG